Messenger RNA from Entrophospora candida, 594 nucleotides. NCBI's taxonomy places the organism in Eukaryota, Fungi, Glomeromycota, Glomeromycetes, Entrophosporales, Entrophosporaceae. The record is from the annotation of a GenBank genome assembly.
AUGAAUCAAAAUGAACAAGUAUUUAAUACAAUCUUGCCAAUAUCUUCUCUAUCAGAAGAAGACUCUAUAACAGAUUUAUUUGAUAUUUUAAUUAAUAAUUAUAAAAAUAAUGAUAGAAUUCCAUGCAAACUAUGUAAUAAACCUGUAAAAUAUUACUGUUAUUAUUGUUAUAAAAUUGUUGGAAUCAGAAAAGAUGAUGAAAAGUUUAUACCAAAGUUAAAAUUACCAAUUAAAAUUGAUAUUGUUAAGCAUGACCAAGAAUUAGAUGGUAAAUCAACAGCUCCCCAUGCUAAAUUAAUUGCACCUGAUGAUGUGGAAAUUUAUUCUCAUGAAAAUAUUCCAGAGAUAACAAAUCCAGAUAGAGUUUUAUUAUUAUUUCCAGAUCCUGAUGCUAAAUUAUUAAAAGAUAUUUCUUUAGAUUCAUUUGAUAAAUUGAUUGUGGUUGAUGGUACAUGGAGACAAGCAAUUUCUAUGACCAAAAAGAAUCCAACAUUUAGAAAGUUGAGAAAAGUCACAAUUAAACCACAAAAAACAUUAUUUUGGAGAUAUCAGAACAAAAAUGAAAAUUAUUUGGCAACCAUUGAAGCAUUAUGA